CCCCCAGUGGGGUUGCUAGCAUUUCCUGAGAGACGGCGUCAGGGUGCCAGGCCCCAUAUGACCCCUCAUGAAGCCAGCAGUCUCCCAGCAACCUGUCAGGAAGAUACUAUUUCCCUCCCUCUGAUGAGCAGCAAUGCGGAGCUUCGGAAGAACAGAGGAAAUACCUCAGGCUUGCAGCUGCCCCCGUCCCUCAGCAGCGCCCGCGUCCUGGCCAGCAAGGCGGCGAGGAAGAUCUUCCAGGAGCCGGAGAGCCCCAGAGCCCCAGCCUCCAGCGUGGAGGAUGAGCCCUUGCUGAAGGAGAACCCCCGCCGCUUUGUCGUCUUUCCCAUCGAGUACCAUGACAUCUGGCAGAUGUAUAAGAAAGCUGAGGCCUCCUUCUGGACGGCCGAGGAGGUGGAUCUUUCUAAAGACAUUCAGCACUGGGAAGCUCUGAAGCCCGAGGAGAGAUAUUUCAUAUCCCACGUUCUGGCUUUCUUUGCAGCCAGUGACGGCAUCGUGAAUGAGAACCUGGUGGAGCGAUUUAGCCAAGAAGUUCAGAUUACAGAGGCCCGCUGUUUCUAUGGCUUCCAAAUUGCUAUGGAAAACAUACAUUCUGAAAUGUAUAGUCUCCUGAUUGACACUUACAUUAAAGAUUCCAAGGAAAGGGAGUAUCUCUUCAAUGCCAUUGAGACAAUGCCUUGUGUGAAGAAGAAGGCAGAUUGGGCCUUGCGUUGGAUUGGAGACAAAGAAGCUACCUAUGGAGAGCGAGUUGUAGCCUUUGCAGCAGUGGAAGGCAUCUUCUUCUCCGGUUCAUUUGCCUCCAUCUUCUGGCUCAAGAAGCGAGGACUAAUGCCUGGCCUCACGUUUUCCAAUGAACUUAUCAGCAGAGAUGAGGGUUUGCACUGUGACUUUGCCUGCCUCAUGUUCAAACACCUGCUGCACAAACCUUCAGAGCAGAGAGUACAAGAAAUCAUUGUGAAUGCUGUCAGGAUAGAACAGGAAUUCCUUACGGAGGCCCUGCCCGUGAAGCUGAUUGGAAUGAAUUGCACUUUGAUGACACAGUACAUUGAAUUCGUGGCAGACAGGCUAAUGCUGGAAUUGGGUUUUAACAAGAUGUUCAAAGUAGAAAACCCAUUUGACUUUAUGGAGAACAUUUCCCUGGAAGGGAAGACGAACUUCUUUGAGAAGAGAGUAGGCGAGUAUCAGAGGAUGGGAGUGAUGUCAAGCCCGACAGAGAAUUCCUUUACCUUGGAUGCCGACUUCUAGAUGAACUCUGAAGAUGUGCUUUCGUCUCACUACUCCCCCCCCCCUUUCACCCAAAAAGGUCAGCUACUCUGAGUGUACCAACCUGCGAAACAUGAAUUGACGCCACCCCACCCAAGUAGAACUGCCUUCAUCAUUGGCAUCUUAGGAACUGUGUAGCUACCUCAAACUAGUCCUGCUUCUUAACAAAACAAGUGGUGUCUCCUAAAACGACAGGAUGUUAAGACAAAGGCUCCUGGGGUCUUGUGAGUUCGUGUUUGGGUUUUGCCAGCAGGGUGGCUGCAGCCCACUUAUGGGCACUAGCACCACCAGCAGCAAGCUUGGCUCUAGGGGAGGAAGCCCGCCCCUCAAGCUAGUUUUCGUUUGAUCCAGCAGAAUUCAGCAAGUCAGUCGGAAAAUGUCAGAUGCCACUGCCGCAAAGCAGAUUUUUGAAGUUUACUUCGUUGAAUCAUUAGUUUGUAUAUAAAACUGGCACUUUACCUGCAGAUACACAGCCUACUGUCAAGGUUGAAGCCUGGGUUAGCCUAGCUUUGUUAGGUUUUACAUCAAAGACAUAACAAGGCAGCCUGUUUACCACUAAAUAAAUGGGAGUCAGUUCAAAAUUCACUAGGUGACUAAAAUGGGUUAAACCUGCAUGAACAAGGCAUGUUAUUUUUAAACCUGGCUUCCGUGGAUUCAAGUAUCUUGCUAACAAUUUUACAGUCCAAUUGUCUCCAGCACCUCCCCACCCCAAACUUCUAGGUUAGGAUCUAAGGCAAUAUUGUAAACUGCUUUUCAAAUCGAUCUUUCACAAAAAUAACCCAUCGACGAUCCUUUAGAUCUCUUAGGCUAGUACUAAGAGACUCCCCUAGAAGUUGAGUUUUUGAUUGUACGUAAAUAGCUACUAUUGAUGUUGGCUCCACUUAGUUCGAAAAGAUGACAGGUCUUUUUGAAAUGUAGGCGUUUCUUUUUCCUGUGAGUCCUGUUAGAAUGAUCUCCAAUUCAUAUUUUGAAACAUAAGUCUCAGUAUUAGCUUGAAGUCUAUCCUUAAUUAGAAGCAUUUCUAACGUUUAGCUAAAUCUGAUGGCUGCCCCUUCAAGCUUUAUUUCAGAAGUCUAAACGAAGCUCCUGAGAGGGUUUGUAUUGAAGCAUCUGCCUCUGCCUUCCCCCAGAAUGGAGCAGUCAGGGCGGAGUGGAGAAGGACUCCUGGGCGACAUUGGACCACUGGCCUGUUGUACUCGCCUUCUUUAGCAUUUAUUGUGUAAAUAGACGCCUUCUUAGUUCCUGUAAUGCGGGAUCCUUUUCUAUCUAAAUUAUUGUUUCUGAAGAUGGUGGCUCCUCAUGCGUGUGCCAUACUAAGAUGUAAAACACUUGCAGUGUCAUGUCCAGGGUUAGCUUAGAAUCAGAUUCUAGGAUUCCACCUCAUGUAAUUGAAAAAUCUUGCUGACUCAGCUUCCAUGUCCUGCCUUAAAGAAGCAGUUGUUUACUGUGAACAUCGCAGUGUUAAAUGAUUGAAAUAAAGUUUGUAUCGGUUCCUUGAGUGUAAUAAAUCUGCAUUUCGGUACAAGAAGAGAAAAAUGAGUGUAGUUCAUAAAGGCUUGUUAGUUGCUUCUGA
Messenger RNA from Echinops telfairi (small Madagascar hedgehog), 2836 nucleotides. It is a transcript of the gene RRM2, whose product is annotated as ribonucleotide reductase regulatory subunit M2. Gene Ontology annotation, biological process: deoxyribonucleotide biosynthetic process. The record is from RefSeq and is a predicted model, not a curated record. Gene Ontology annotation, molecular function: ribonucleoside-diphosphate reductase activity, thioredoxin disulfide as acceptor. The coding region runs from base 58 to 1245 and encodes 395 amino acids. NCBI's taxonomy places the organism in Eukaryota, Metazoa, Chordata, Mammalia, Afrosoricida, Tenrecidae. The transcript is spliced from 10 exons. Gene Ontology annotation, cellular component: cytosol.